GCAUAAUUGUAAAUCUGAUGGAUGUCUUGUAGUAGCACCAGCCAAAACUGCAGAAGUUGCGCUAGAAUCGCAUCUUUACAAUUGACUGUGCACAACCUUAAACCGCCUGGAAUAAAAUCCAGAUACACGUCAAACCGUAAAUUCCUCCAGAUACACGUCUCAGGGAUAGAACUUUCCAAACUCGUAUAAAUGCCCCGAUAUGCUCGUCUUUCUCUACUUCACUCACUUUGAAAAGAGAUCUCCCGCCAGGAUGAAAACUCCAGUUCAAACACCUCGCAAACAACGAAACCCUAGAAAUUCAUCAACUCCUCCAGUGAAACGAACUUCAAAUCUUCUUCACAACGAAUCCAAAGAGGUAAGAUCGAAACCAGAACAAAACCAAAAUCUCUAUCUUCUUACAUCAUAUACUGAUUUUGUGUUUUGUUUCUGUUUUUGGUUUGCGAAGAUCGUUUCUCCAUCUCCGAUGAUGAUUUCACCCGUUCCUGAAGAAACUAAAGUAAGGUCACCUGAUGUAGAAUCAUCGAUGGAAUCUGUAGAGAUUCUUGAUUCUUAUUUUAUUUUUACUCCAACAGCAGAUGAGAAUCUCGUUUUCGAUACCGAUUCGUCUCUCUCAGCUUUAUCUGAAAUCACCAGUUGCACCGUGACUCCGGCUCAAGCUAAAUCUUCACCUCUCUCAGCUUCAUCUGAAAUCGCCAGUUACACAGUGAAUUCAAGUCAAGCUAAAUCUGACGAAUCUGAAAUCUCAAACGCAACAGAAAUUUCCAAAAAUCUUGAGUUCCCUGAUGAUUCAACUCUCGCUGCUUCAUUCGAAGUCAUCAACAGCAACAUUUCGCCUAAUGAAUCUGCAGAAUCAGAAGCUAUUUCAUCACAUUCAAAGAAGAAGACAGAGAACAAGGACGCGGAGGAGAUGAUGAUGGUAGAUCUUCUCAAGCGAUCUGGGAUUGACUUGACUCGGCGGAAAUCGUUACUGAAGAUCGGUGGCACAAAUCUCAAUGAUGACCUUUCUGAGUUUAUGUGUGUGAAGGCUCGAGUUGGAAUUUUCUAUUUCGUUAUAUGGAUCGGCGUCGCUUUGAUCAUUUUGCUCUCCAAGUCAAGCUCAUCUGGAGUAUCGAUAUCCCUCACUCCUCCGCCAACUUGAUUUGAUCAUCUUCAUCACAUUUUAUACGGUUAGAUUUGAUCAUCUUUAGAUCUUUUUACUUCUGAUUGUAUUGGUGAUGAACAAUAAAUUAGCUGGUGAUGAUGAUGAUGUAACCGGAUUUAACUGAGGAACUCUUACUGUUACUAUUACUAUUGGUAAAUAAAUAGAUUCAGAUAUUCACUGA
Messenger RNA from Papaver somniferum (opium poppy), 1322 nucleotides. RefSeq lists its product as uncharacterized. Bases 200 to 1138 code for a protein of 312 amino acids. The record is from RefSeq and is a predicted model, not a curated record. The transcript is spliced from 3 exons. NCBI's taxonomy places the organism in Eukaryota, Viridiplantae, Streptophyta, Magnoliopsida, Ranunculales, Papaveraceae.